CUGAUUUUUUCAUAGUCUCACUUUCCGGAUUAAAAGAAAAAACCCUAAUUUCACUUAUUAAAUCUAAGCCUGCAAUUAGUUUAUAAAAUUAUAUACUCAAAUAUUCUAAAUUCAAGUGAAAGAUUUGUAAAUCUAAAAUUGAUCGGUUCGAUGUCAGUAGAGAGGUCGUUUGAAGUAUGGGAGGAGGUCCAGCGCCAUGGUCAAGACCUGGCGGACUGGUUGGUUCAAGGUUUCAGUGGUAUAAUUCAAUCACACAUUGCAAAUCCGCCGUCGUUCUCGUGGCCAGACCUUAAAAAAUCGAAACUUUUCGAUUUAGAGUUUCCUAUUGCGAGUUUCACCAAAAGAGAUUUGGCUAUUUCGGUCAGCAAACCCGAUAUUAACGGCGUUUUGGCCAUUUUUGAUAUUGGUCACUGGAUUGGGCAGGCUGGGGCUGACUUUGGGGCGUGUUUGAAGGGAUUGGUUUAUCAAUUUUAUAGACAGUUGCCUGUGCCUUUUAAGCACGAGGAGAGUGGGCUUAGACUGGAGUUGAAUGGGAUUGAUAGUGGUUUGAAGAGGAGUGAUGCGGGGUUGAGUGUUGAGGAAAGUUUUAUAGUUAGAGAAAAAGAAAGAGAGAGACUGAUAGGUGUUGGGGCCGUAGAGAAUGAUGGUAGUAAUAAUGUGGAUGAAGAAACGGGUGGGCUUGAUUUGCCGUCAGCUGCACAUCUCGGUAGGCCACAGGGGAUCAUAAAUAUUUCAUCAACUUAUGACAGUCGAACACAUGACUUGGAAAGUUCUCUCAUUGCAAGGGGAGAUUUAUGGAGAAUAGAGGUAUCAAAUGGCUGUUCCACAUCAGGGAAUAACAACUCAUCUCUUUUCCUUGUUCAGCUUGGACCAGUACUUUAUGUUCGUGAUUCAACACUUCUUUUGCCUGUUCAUUUGUCAAAGCAACACUUGCUUUGGUAUGGAUAUGACAGGAAGAAUGGAAUGCAUUCUAUUUGUCCAGCUUUGUGGUCAAAGCAUAGAAGGUGGCUGUUGAUGUCAAUGCUCUGUCUCAAUCCUUUAGCUUGUUCAUUUGUGGAUUUGCAGUUUCCAAAUGGACAGUUAACUUAUGUUUCUGGUGAGGGUCUAACUACUAGUGCUUUUCUACCACUUUGUGGGGGCCUUCUUCAAGCUCAGGGUCAAUAUCCUGGAGAAAUGAGACUUAGCUUCUCGAGCAUGAGUAAGUGGGGAGCACGUGUCACCCCAAUGGUCCAAUGGCCUGACAAAUCGUUUACAUUGGGUCUUGCACAAGCUUUGGCUUGGAAGAGGUCUGGUCUUAUGGUGCGGCCGACCAUUCAAUUCAGUUUUUGCCCCACUUUUGGUGGAAGUAAUCCUGGGUUUCAAGCAGAACUUAUUCAUUCCUUGAAGGAGGAACUGAGCCUUAUCUAUGGCUACACAUGCAUGACACAUCCUUCUGCAUUUGCCUCAGUUUCGAUUGGUAGGUCUAACUGGAAUGGAAAUGUUGGAAACUCAGGGAUAGUGAUGAGAGUUGAUGCCCCUCUUUCAAGUGUUGGUCGACCUUCUUUCUCUGUGCAAAUAAACACUGGCGUCGAAUUUUGAUUCUAAUUUUUCAUUUUUAUUUACCCCCAUAAGUGUAUAUAGUCAGAGGCUUAUUAACAACUACUUGUGAAUAUGCAAACAAUAUAUUGAUCCAUGCAAACAAUUUUGAUUCUAAUUCUUUAUGUUAAAUUUUCUCAA
Molecule: messenger RNA, 1716 nt
Organism: Mangifera indica (mango)
Lineage: Eukaryota; Viridiplantae; Streptophyta; Magnoliopsida; Sapindales; Anacardiaceae
Exons: 7
Coding region: 151-1578 (475 amino acids)
Source: RefSeq, a predicted model, not a curated record